Messenger RNA from Cyclopterus lumpus (lumpfish), 323 nucleotides. RefSeq names its product cortexin-2-like. Bases 48 to 323 code for a protein of 91 amino acids. The transcript has 2 exons. The record is from RefSeq and is a predicted model, not a curated record. NCBI's taxonomy places the organism in Eukaryota, Metazoa, Chordata, Actinopteri, Perciformes, Cyclopteridae.
CCCAAACUGCUGAGAGAAGACGCGCCUCUAACAACCGUUUCUUCAACAUGGCCGACGACCUCUACAGCAGCACCUUCUCCUCUUCCUCCUCCUCUUCCUCGUCCUCUUCCUCGUCCUCUUCCUCGUCCUCCGCCUCCGUGUCCACCUCCUUCCUCGCGCUCGAGCAGCGGGCGGCCUUCAUCUUCGUCUUCAUCCUCUUCAUCUUCCUGGGCCUGCUGAUCGUGCGCUGCUUCCGGAUCCUGCUGGAUCCGUACCGCAGCAUGCCGUCCUCCACCUGGACGGACUACAUGGAGAAGGACGCCUUCAACUACCGGAUUUCCUGA